AUGGGGAGCCUCCGGAUGCUGCUGGAUAGGCAGACAACAGAACGGCCCCGAGUAGCGGUCGAGCGGGCAGACGAGGCGCGGCGUUACCUCGAUUUGCUGCAGCAGCAGCAGCGGCAGCAGCAGCAAUAUCAGCAGGAACGGCAGCGUCGGCAGCAGCAGCAACAGCAGGAGCAACAGCGGCAGCGACAGCAGCAGCAACAGCAACAGCAGCAGCUACAGCAGCAGCAGCAGCAACAGCAGCAGCAGCAGCAGCAGCAGCAGCAGCGAGGGGGACAGCAAGGGGAGCAGAAGCGAGAGGAGCAGCAGCAGCAACGACAGCAGCUGGAGGAAGAGCGAAGACGGGAGCAGCAGCAGAAGCAACAGCAGCGUCUGCAGCGGCAGCUGCAGUUGCACCAGCAGCGGCAUGCGACGGCGCAGCAGCAGCAACAGCGACUGCAGGACCAACAGCAGCUGGAAGAGCAGCGGGAUCAGCAGUUGCUACAGCAACAAGAACGCCUGCAGCAGCAGCGGCUGCAGCUUGAAGAGAGACGGCGGCGGCUGCUGGAAUUGAGGCGGCUGCACAGGCAGCAGCAGGAGCUGGCGGAGCAGCGGCGGCAGAGGCAGCAAAAUCCAGGGCAGCAGCUGCAGUUGCAGCAGCAACUGAACGAGCAGCAGCAGUUCGCCUACAGCGAAUCUCUGCAAGAGCGGGAUGCUGUGCCUCAGGGCGCGCAGCGGCAGCACCAUCUGCAGCGGCUGCAGCAGCAGCAACUGCAGCACCAGCAGUUGCUGCAGCAGCAGCUGCACCAGCAGCUUCAGGAGCAACAAGAACUGCAGCAGAGAGUGCAGCACUUCAGAAGCUCACGAGAGCGUUCUAUCGCCGAGCUGGAGCUCCAGCUGAGGCAAAGGCUGGAGGAGAAAAGAAGCAGGCGACGGGAGCUGCAGCAGCAGCAGCAGGAAGAGCAGCAGCUGCAGCGGCAGCAGCAGCUGCUACAGCAGCACCUACUUCUGCAGCUCCAGCAGCUCCAGCAGCAGAAACACUUGUUGCAAGGGCAGAAGGAGCAGGAAAUGAGAAUGCAGCAGCAGCAGCAGAAAGUCCCGGUGCAGCAGCAGCAGCAGCAAGGCGUGACCGCAGAGGUGGCGAUUUUGAGAGCGCUGCUGCAGCGCCAGCUGGAGCAAAGAUUUCAGGAGCAAAAAAAGCAGCAGCAGCUGCAGGCUGUGCAGAAGGAGGCGCAGUGCCAGGAGGAGGAGCAGCAGCAGAACGAGGAGCAGCAGCAGCAGCCGAAGCAGCCUACUCUGCAGGACAAAAUAGACCAUCUGGUGCAGCAGCGCGUGCUGCAGCAAAUGGUGCUGCCUAAAGAGACCCUUAAUUGCAGCAGCAUUACUUCUCGCUUUCGCCUUCGAAAUCACAUUUCUAUGACAGAAGAUCUGCAGCGAGUGGGCGCGUACCAGCAGGCCCUGAAGAUGUACUUCGGGGGGGCUUUUUGGGGGCCCCUGGGGAGCCUCUGGGACCCCUCAAGGGGCCUCUGCGGAGGCCCCAGGGGCCCCCUUGUCAUUGAGAUUGGGACGGGGCCCUUUGCACUGCUCUCUGUAAAUGCUGCGCGGGAGGGAGCCCGUCGAGUUCUGGCUUUUGAGGCGGAGAGGAAAAGCUGCAGCAGCGCCUGCAGCUUUGUUAAGGCAUUGGGGUAUGAAAAGCAGAUUUCGGUGGUGUGUAUGUACACCACAGACAUUUUGCCCGACCAGCUAGCUCGCUUCCUCAUGCCCAAGCAGCAGCAGCUGCAGCUACACACGCACACAGGAGGCAUUCUGAAAAGGCCCAGGGACUGCAGCAGAAACACGACAACAGGAACCGCAGAAACAGCAGCAGGAGCAGCAGCAGCGGCAAGCACUGAAGAGCCACUCGAAGAUCUGUCUCAAGUGCUUCUGCUGCACGAGAUCAUAGGGGACUUCGCAGGCAAUGAGGGCGCAGCAGACGUGGUGCUGCACUUGCAGCAGAUGCUGCGUUUGCUGCAGCUGCAGCAGGGAGUACUUACACCGCGGCUGCCCCGGUCUAUCCCCUUAGCAGCAAGGACUCUUAUUCGGCCUUGCUGUUUCCCCGAGCAGCAGCACCUGCCAUUCCCCCACCACACCUAUACCCAGCGCAGCCGAGUUUCCCCUCGGCGCAGGCUGCUGCAGGCAGUGGGGUUGCUGCAGCAGCCGCUGCUGCUCGCGCGCUCAGCAGCUGCAGUAGAAGUGCUGCAAGGGCUGACAAGAAAUAGCAGCACGCGAGAGCUGCAGCAAGAGCUGCAACUGCCGAAAUGGCUACAGCAGAAGAAUAUGGAGCUGCACGAUGCAGCAACAGAAAGCGUAGCCGCUACGCCUCUGAUAGACGGACAUAAAGCACUUGAGAUUCUUCAGUCAAAGGCCAAGCAAGACGCGGCAGAAGCAGAAGCAGCAGCAGGCAGCAAAGGCGGUCUGCGUCCCGUCUUCGAGGAGUUGCUGUUUGAAGAGCCAAUGGAGCAGCAGCAGCAGCAAAGAAGACGCUUGCAGUUUGUUGCGGAGAGGGACGGGCUGCUUGCUGGUCUCUGCAUUACAAACGAAGUGGAGCUAGCACCAGGUGUGUUCGUGGGCACGGAAACCUGCCGCAGCAGCUACACGGCGGACCCCCUAGCUGCCUUGUCUGUACAUGGAACUUCUUGCUGGUUUAAGGCCAUUGCGCUGCUGCCUGAAGAAACUCCCGUCAAGAAAGGAGAUAGGAUUGACGUAUUUUCUUUUGUGGACCUGCAGAAUUUCUCGUCGGGGACAUCUGGGCUUUCGGGUCAGAAGAUUCAGAAUGGCCAAGAAAACCCAAGCCGCAGCAGAAGCCGUUCAACUGCAAGCCGGUGGAUGAGCCGCUGCAGCAGCAACAACAGAGCCAGGAAUGGCAGCAAGUUCCGACAAGGCAGCAGCACCAUGAAGAGCCGCAUCAACGCCAACAGCAACAGCAUGAGCAGCAGCGAGGUCAAGCGUGCACGCUCCCUCUCUCCUGAAUGCCUAAGCAGCAGCGCACACAACACAAGAGCCGCUAAAUCCAGAAAUGAGGAUAACUUGUCGAAUCACAAAGCGGCGAAAGGCAAAAAUUGUCUUUCCGACGACGCGGAUGCAGCAGAGAUGGAAGUUGCAUUACCUAAACGCAGUAGCACCAGCAGUAGCAAAAAAAGCCUGAAGGCAGAGGGAGACGACCUUAAAGACUCAAACAGGACAGAGAACGAAAAGGCAGAAAAAGUCACAGAUAAGCUCUCCUUUGGCGAUGCCAGCAGCAGCAACAGCAGCGGCAACAGCUUUUACAGCAGCCGCGCGGUACGUCUCCGGAGAACUUGUCACAAAGCGACGAUCCACAUUCCAUUCCAAUCACAGCCAAAGAAAGAGUCAGCUAGAGGGCGCAGCAGCAGCAAACAAACACCGAGCCCGCAGGAAAGCAGCAGCAACAACAAAAGCUGCAACAGCGCGUCACCGCGUGCUGCGGUUGAUGAGGUGCGUGAGUCGACAGCUGAGAUGCAGCGUAGGAGCAGCAGCGGCAAAGGUAUUCGGACGAGCACCUGCGACAGCGUGAGCAACGAAAAGGCAAACAGCAACGCAGAUAAAUUCAACAGCAGCAGCAGCGGCGGCAAUGGUAGCAGCAGCAGUAACUUUAGCCGAAGUAAGAGAAUGCUAGGGUCUGCGAGCAAAAGCGAGAGGAUAAAGCAGCGCCGCGAUGCGUCUGAGAAGACAGACGCGAGUUCAGCGUCCAGCCCAAAAGCUAAUUCUUCCCUGGCCUCCGCUGAUGUUGCUGCUGCUGCAUCCACAUUUCGAAGCCGUCAGGAGCCUCGUGAGGGCGCAGAAAAAGCCGCAACUAACGAAAUAGAGAUUGAGCACCUCUCGAAGCUGCUGCAGCAGACGGGGCGGUACUCGAGGCCUCGAUACAGAUUUAGUAUUCAUGUGUUGAGGGGGGCUGAGAUGGUGACGGGGGUAUCCGUCGAUGUGCCCAUAGAGGAGCAGUGCCCUCUGGCUCCCCUGGAGCCGGGCAGCAGCGUCAGGCCCUAA
Molecule: messenger RNA, 4017 nt
Organism: Eimeria tenella
Lineage: Eukaryota; Apicomplexa; Conoidasida; Eucoccidiorida; Eimeriidae
Product: protamine P1 protein, putative
Exons: 3
Coding region: 1-4017 (1338 amino acids)
Source: RefSeq, a predicted model, not a curated record